CUGAAGGGGACAUCUACCCGCUGAUGGACAUGGGCGCUCCUGAGCCUGAUCGCCUGGACCAGACCCUGACAGACUACGUCCUGGUGGCCGAUUACCGCACCCAGAGGGACCCCAGCCAGGUCCGCCGGCAGCGGCAGUUCCUGAAGGAGCUGCAGGCCAAGGGCUUCCAGUUCAAGGCCCCUCCGAGCUCAGCUGGGCCGUGGGAGCGGAGACUGGCCAAGGGCACUUCCGGCAUGUGGAUCCGAGGCCAUGGAGGGUCUCCUGGGGAUGCAGGGGAGGAGCAAGGGGAGGACGAUGAGAAGAGGCACCUUGAUGAGGGGGCGGGUCCACCGAGGCGACGCGGAGCCAUCCUGUGUUUCAGAAUCCGGAUCGUCAACUUCAUCCUCAACUGCAGGACAGCAGCUGGCGACACAUUCGACGAUUUGGUGAAGGACGGGGUCUUUGAGACCCGGUUUCCCCUGCACAAGGGGAAGGAGACCCUGAAGAGGACAUGGGCCCGUUGGAGAAACAUGUUCCGUAAGCAGCCCGUCGACGAUAUCAGGAACUACUUUGGUGAGAAGGUGGCCCUGUACUUCGCCUGGCUCGGCUGGUACACCUGCAUGCUGGUCCCCGCCGCGUUGGUCGGCCUCAUCGUCUUCCUGAGCGGCUUCUCGCUGUUCAAUGCCAGCCAGAUCAGCCCCGCCUGUGACCCCCUCCUCCGCGCAGCCACCGUGUUCCUGGAGUUCUGGAAGCGGCAGCGGGCCCGCGUCGUGCUGGACUGGGACCUGUACGGGUGGGACGAGGACCAGGAGGAAGUGGCGCUGGAGCUCAUUAACUGCCCGGACUACAAGCUGCAGCUGCACCAGCACUCCUACCUGCGGAGCACCAUCAUCCUCAUCCUGUCCCUGCUCAUGAUCUGCCUCAUGAUCGGCAUGGCUCACGUCCUGGUGGUCUACCGCGUCGCGGCCGCCGCCGUCUUCAGCAGCUCGGCCCUGCCCUUCCUGGAGGACCAGGUGACCACGGCCGUGGUGGUGGCGGGGGCCCUGCGAGCCCCCCAUAGGAGCCCUCUGUGUCGCCCACAGGUCAACAAGUAUGUGGCCCUGAAGCUCUGUGACUACGAGAAGUCCAGGACCUUCUCGGAGCGAGAGAGCAAGUUCACGGUGAAGUUCUUCACGCUGCAGUUCUUUGCACACUUCUCCUCGCUCGUCUACAUCGCCUUCAUCCUGGGCAGGAUCAACGGUCACCCCGGGAAGACCGUGCGCCUGGCAGGCUUGGGGGCAGCUGAGGGCGUCAGACAGACAAGGGAGGCAGGGAGACCUGAGCCCCUUCCCGUCUAUGCCCAGGACGGGGGGUCAGGAGAGCGAAGGCCGGGCUGUAGGCCUUGGCCCAGGUCUCCUCGCGGGGUCUGGCCCGGUGGCUGCCAUGGGUGCCGUUCCCAGAGAUGGGACGAGGCCCCCCGACUAUCCAGGCUCUUGGCUUGGGGGAUGGACGGUGGGGGAUGGACGGUGGGGGAUGGAUGGAGGUGGGGCAGGCAGCAGCAGUGGUUACGGCUGCAGGAACCAGACAGCCUCUCCCCACUGCUUGGCCCAGGGACCUGGCUGCAGGUGCUAGAGACCAUUGGCGUGCUGGCGGUCAUUGCCAACGGGAUGGUCAUCGCCUUCACGUCCGAGUUCAUCCCCAGAGUGGUCUACAAGUACCGCUACGGCCCGUGCCGGCAGGGCGCACGCUCUUCAGUCGACUGCCUCACUGGCUACAUCAACCACAGUCUGUCCGUGUUCCACACCAAGGACUUCGAGGACCCGGUCAAGAUCAAGGGCUCAGAGAACAUCACUGAAUGCAGGUACCGGGACUACCGCAACGCUCAGGACUACAACUUCUCGGAACAGUUCUGGAUCCUCCUGGCCAUCCGCCUGGCCUUCCUCAUCCUCUUCGAGCACGUGGCCCUGUGCAUCAAGCUGGUGGCGGCCUGGUUCGUGCCGGACGUGCCGCAGUCGGUGAAGAACAGGGUCUUGGAGCAGAAGUACAAGGUGCUCCUGGGCAAGCUGUGCGGGGGGCCCAGGCAGAUGUGGGGGCCGGGCCUGGGCCUGCGGGCCACUCCUGCCUCCAGCUCCAGCCUCAGGAGCACGGACGUGUAAGGGACCCGGAGCUGCUGCUGGCACCAGGCAGGGCCUCAGCCGCCACCGCCGCCUCCACCCUGCUCACGGCCAUGUGUGUGUGUGUGUGUGUGUGGAGGGGGGUGUAAGAAGGCUCACAUGUAUGUGGGUGUAUGUGAGGGGUCCUGGGAAGCCUGUGUAUAUGAGGAGUCCCGGGAGGCCUGUGUAUAUGAGGGGUCCUGGGAGGCCUUGUAUAUGUGGGACACUGGGGGGUCUGUGUAUAUAAAGGGCCCAGGAAGGCCUGUGUAUAUGAGUGGCCUGGGGUGGCCCCUGUAUAUGAGGGGGCCCAGGAAGGCCUGUGUAUAUGAGUGGCCUGGGGUGGCCCCUGUAUAUGAGGGAUCCUGGGGGGGGGGUCUGUGUAUAUGAGGGGUCUAGGGAGGCCUGUGUAUAUGUGGGGUCCUGGGAGGCUUGUGUAUAUGAGGGGCCCGGGGAGGCCCCUGUAUAUGAGGGAUCCUGGGGGGGCGGUCUGUGUAUAUGAGGGGUCUAGGGAGGCCUGUGUAUAUGUGGGGUCUUGGGGGGCGGUCUGUGUACAUGAGGGGCACUAGGGCAUCAGGGGGCAGCACACUUACCUAUUCCAUCUGUUAGGGCUCGGGCUUGGCCCAACCCUGGCUUGAACUCCGGGUGAGCACUGCCCCCCAUACAACGGAGGGGGGUGCUUUUUAUGCAAGCACAACACAGGAAAGCCAGCCGUUGCUGGGCCCCCUCUGGCUUCUGGGCCCCAUCCUGCCCCACCCCCUCCCUGGCUAGUCAGAGGCCCCGGCCCCACCUCUCUGGCUCCCCUUAGCCAGCAGAACUUUUUAUAAUAAAAUAAAACCUCUUUGUGCCAAC
Messenger RNA from Myotis brandtii (Brandt's bat), 2960 nucleotides. RefSeq names its product anoctamin 9 (gene ANO9). Gene Ontology annotation, molecular function: chloride channel activity. Bases 24 to 2114 code for a protein of 696 amino acids. The transcript has 20 exons. NCBI's taxonomy places the organism in Eukaryota, Metazoa, Chordata, Mammalia, Chiroptera, Vespertilionidae. Gene Ontology annotation, cellular component: plasma membrane. The record is from RefSeq and is a predicted model, not a curated record. Gene Ontology annotation, biological process: chloride transmembrane transport.